This is a messenger RNA of Felis catus (domestic cat), 2708 nucleotides long. It is a transcript of the gene FUNDC2, whose product is annotated as FUN14 domain containing 2. The transcript has 5 exons. Gene Ontology annotation, biological process: autophagy of mitochondrion. The record is from RefSeq and is a predicted model, not a curated record. The coding region runs from base 30 to 602 and encodes 190 amino acids. NCBI's taxonomy places the organism in Eukaryota, Metazoa, Chordata, Mammalia, Carnivora, Felidae. Gene Ontology annotation, cellular component: mitochondrial outer membrane.
GCUCAGCCUCUUCCGCUGCCGCCGUGGGAAUGGAAACAUCUGGCCCACGUGCCGGAAGCCCGCUCGCGGCGGCGACGGCGGCGCGCCACUCCGUGUCCUAUCGCGCCAAACCCCUGCGGCUGUCAUCGCGAGACGAGCUCGCCGAAAUGGCCGCUUCCAGUCAAGGAAACUUUGAGAGAAAUUUUGAGUCACUGGACCUUGCAGAAUUUGCUAAAAAGCAGCCAUGGUGGCGCAAGCUAUUUGGGCAGGAAUCUGGGCCCUCAGCUGAAAAAUACAGCGUGGCGACCCAGCUGGUAAUUGGAGGUGUCACUGGAUGGUGCACGGGUUUCAUAUUCCAGAAGGUUGGAAAGUUGGCUGCAACCGCUGUGGGAGGUGGAUUUUUUCUCCUUCAGCUUGCAAACCAUACUGGGUACAUCAAGAUUGACUGGCAGCGAGUAGAGAAGGACAUGAAGAAAGCCAAGGAACAACUGAAGAUCCGUAAGAGCAGCCAGAUACCCAGCGAGGUCAAAAGCAAAGCAGAGGAGGUAGUGUCAUUUGUGAAGAAGAACAUUCUAGUGACUGGUGGAUUUUUCGGAGGCUUUCUACUUGGCAUGGCAUCCUAAAGAGGUCAACUUCACUUCCAUUAUUCCUGUGUUUUCCAGCCAGCAGCCUCUACACUCCAUCAUAGACAUCAAGUAUCUCCUGCUUCUCUUCUUCUGUGCCUUCCUCCUCCCUGCUGCGGCAUAUCUGAAUGGCUUCUAUAGGCAUCUGUCGGUACAAGUUGAUAUGGCCCUACUCUGAGCUCGAUGGCAACGGAAGAGACCAUAGACGUUAGCUCUUCUCCCAGCACACUCCCCACUUGACUAAUCUGUAGGUCAGCAAAAAUGUUCCUUUCCCUCCUCCCAUAUAAGAUACUUAACAGAGCAUGGUAUAAGAUGGCCCAGCUUGGAGGAUGAGUGGAUCCUCAGAGGUUGUCGCAGACUUGCUUUGGAAAGAAAUAAUAAGCAUAUAGAUACCUUAUGUGUUGCAUGGAAAGGAACUGAAUAUAUUUGCCUUUAAGCAUGAAAGACUUGGUAUCUUGGUGUCUACUUUCUUUUUUUUAGUUGCUUUUAGAUUACAGAAAGAGAGCUAUUUAUAUGCUUGCUGUAAUUAUCCUGACCAAAAUGGCAGUAUAAGCACUAUAAUUGAAAAAUCUGAAUAUGGAAUGAACUUGUGCUGAGCUGAAGGUAUUGUGUUUGGAGGGAACGUCUUUAGGGAAACCAACCAAUAGAUACACUGUUGAAUGGUCAAACUUAGUGAAUCACUUAAAGGUGUUAAGAUACUAUCCAGGGAUGUAUUCCACCAUAAAGCAACUCAUGGCUAUUUCCACAGGGUUUUUUCAUGGUGAAAUAAGUGACUUUAGGUGGGAGAUGGAAGAAGCUCUUGGAUUUUUAUCUCAUAGGAACGGUUUUAAGCUUUGAAACGUUAAGUAUUAUUUACCUCUUGUCAAAACUUUAGGGGUAGCCAUAGUUCCUGUGUGAAAUUCUACUACUUCUCUACCUAGUUGGUAUGAAAUAUCUCACAUUUGAGCCACAGUUUUAAAGAGCUGGCGUUCCAGGCAUUCAGAGUGGAGAACAAUAGCAGCGACAUGUGUGAAGUAAAUUGUUGCCAUCCUCCAACACUGUGUCAGUGACCCCACCUCUUCGAAUUAUUCUUCAAAAUAAAAGUUUACAGACACAUACACAUGCUUAGAAUCUUAGCACAUUUUGUUAUAAUAGCCCAUUACCAUGUCUGCAGCCUCAUCUAGAAUAUCCACUUCUGGAGGGUAAGGCUUGUGUCUUCACCGUUACGAUGGAACUGAGCACUUAGUAGGUGUUCAGUGUUUGUUGAAUAUAUGAACGAUGACCUCAUAUAAAUGUAUCCAGAAAAGGGACUGAUCUAAAGAAUUCUUGGAGACUUUUUGAGUUCUGAGAAUGCAGAAAACUUAGAAUUCCUAAACUUGCAGCUGAUUGUUUGCAAAAUGUAUGUUUUUAAGGCCUUCUUUUAAAACAUUUGCCUUUUUACUAAUCUUGGGAAUGAUGUAUUGACUUUGUAAAUUGUAGCUACCAAUGGAUGUGUGGAACUUUUUAGAAUUCAUCCACCUGCAUUUUCCCCCUUACUUUAAGGCAACAUGAAAGUUUUGCUUAUAAUUUGUAUGAAGCAUCCUCAAAUCAUAAUGGUAUGAGGCUCUGUGUUGCAUAUUUUGUAUAAGAACUUAAAAACUUGCUAUUACUUUUUAUUAUGAAAACAUAUAUGAAAACUUUAUUAUGAAAACAGAUAUAUCUAAAAGUAGAGAAAGUACAAUGAGCCUCAUAUAUCUUAUCACCUACCUGCAGUGAUCAUCAGAUUAUAGCUUGUUUUAUCAAGUGUUUUGAAACAAAUACAGAUGUAUCAUUUCAUUAUAUUUAAGUACGUGUCUCUAAAAGGUAACAACUGUUUUUAAAAAUCAUGAAUACAGUACCCUACUGUCAUACCAAAAACUUAAGAGUAAUCCCUUAAUAUCAUCAGUUAUCCGGCCAGUUUUCAAAAUUUCCCAUCUCCAAGGUUUUACAUUUUGGUUUGUUUGAAUCAGUAUCCAUAUGACAUAUACCCACAUUGCAUUCAGAUGGUCUGUUUAAGUCUCUUUUAAUCCUGUAUGUUCUUUUUUGCUUGUUUGUUUGUUUGUUUGUUUGUUUGUUUUUGGCCUGCAAUAUAUUUAUUGAAGACACUGA